This is a messenger RNA of Panicum hallii, 1454 nucleotides long. RefSeq names its product peroxidase P7-like. Gene Ontology annotation, molecular function: heme binding; peroxidase activity. The record is from RefSeq and is a predicted model, not a curated record. Bases 199 to 1143 code for a protein of 314 amino acids. The transcript is spliced from 3 exons. Gene Ontology annotation, biological process: hydrogen peroxide catabolic process; response to oxidative stress. Lineage: Eukaryota; Viridiplantae; Streptophyta; Magnoliopsida; Poales; Poaceae.
GAACUGCUCCCAAAUUUCCACUUCCCGGCAGCCAUGGUUGACCACAAACGCCGGAAGAUUAGCAUGCAUGCAACUCAGCAACUCAACCUCGUAGCACUAUAAAUAGGGGCCAGUGUGUGUAUGCCCAUCUCAAAUCGAAGCUGCAGAGACCUUACUGCUUAAGUACACGAAGCUUCACUGAGCCAGCAGCUGGCUGCCAUGGCGGCUCGGGCUCCUACCUUGAUGCAAUGCCUGCUCGCCUUCUCCCUCCUCUCCUUGACCGCCCACGCGCAGCUCUCCACGACCUUCUACGCGUCCUCCUGCCCCAACCUGCAGAGCAUCGUGCGGGCGGCCAUGACCCAGGCCGUCAGCAACGAGAGGAGGAUCGGCGCCUCCCUGCUCAGGCUCUUCUUCCACGACUGCUUCGUGCAAGGAUGCGACGGUUCGAUCCUUCUCGACGCCGGAGGGGAGAAGACCGCCGGCCCGAACGCGAACUCGGUGCGCGGGUUUGAGGUCAUCGACACCAUCAAGAGGAACGUCGAGGCCGCGUGCCCCGGCGUCGUGUCGUGCGCCGACAUCCUCGCGCUCGCCGCGCGCGACGGGACCAAUCUUCUCGGCGGACCGAGCUGGAACGUGCCGCUGGGCCGGCGCGACUCGACGACGGCAAGCGCGUCCCUCGCCAACCAGAACCUGCCGCCGUCGACGGCCAGCCUCGGCACGCUCGUCUCCCUGUUCGGCCGGCAGGGCCUCUCGGCGCGCGACAUGACGGCGCUGUCGGGCGCACACACCAUCGGGCAGGCCCGGUGCACCACCUUCCGCGCCCGCAUCUACGGCGGCGACGCCAACAUCGACGCCUCCUUCGCGGCGCUCCGGCAGCAGACGUGCCCGCGGUCCGGCGGCGACGGCAACCUGGCGCCCAUCGACGCGCAGACCCCGGUGGCGUUCGACACGGCCUACUUCACCAACCUGCUGUCGCGGCGGGGCCUGUUCCACUCCGACCAGGAGCUCUUCAACGGCGGGUCGCAGGACGCGCUGGUGCGGCAGUACAGCGCCAGCCCCUCGCUCUUCAACAGCGACUUCGCGGCGGCCAUGAUAAAGAUGGGCAACAUCGGGGCCGGCAACGCCGGGCAGAUCAGGCGCAACUGCCGGGUCGUCAACAGCUAGAUACGCAUAGCUUGCUGAUCGAUCGACCGUCAUGGGACGAUCUAUCGACAGGUCGCCUUAUGAUGAACUAACUAGUCUCUAUAUUACUAGCUAGUAGUAUAGCUGUAGAACUCAGAAGAAUAAGUGGUGAACGACCAGGGCAAGAGCCAAGAAGUGAUCGAGAAGCAGCAUCACUCUUUGCAUGGCCAGGUUAACGAAACUGUUCACCUGGCCAUUUUCGAUGGAUUGUCCAUGCUGGAUGUGUGCGCCAAAUGAAGGCACGCCAAAAAAAAUCUCCUCAUAUAUUAUACUAUGUUUUUUUCUUUUCUCCA